GUUGCGUUACGGCCCCGCCCUCCCCUGCUGACCGGGCCGCGUCUCUCCGUCUCUCUUCCUCUCAGGCUGCCUGAGCCUCCGCUGCGACGACGGCGAUGUCGGAAGGAGAGGCCCCGCAGGCGCCCGGAGGAGGAGGAGGAGGAGGAAGCGGCAGCGGCGGCGGCAGCGGGAGCCACUCGGGGGCGGGAGGCGCGGGCGCAGCGGAGGCCAAGGCCGAGAGCCCCUCCGCCUCCUCCUCCUCCGCAGCGCCCGGCCUGAGCGCGCUCUCGCCCCCGAUGGCCGCCUCGGCUCCGGCUCCGGCUCCGGAGGAAGAGGAGGAGGAGGAGGAGGAAGAGGAGGAGGAGGAGGAGAGCGAGGACGAGUCGGAGAUCCUGGAGGAGUCCCCCUGCGGACGGUGGCAGAAGCGGAGGGAGGAGGUGAAUCAACGCAAUGUUCCUGGCAUCGAUAGUGCCUACCUGGCCAUGGAUACAGAGGAAGGGGUAGAAGUAGUAUGGAAUGAGGUCCAGUUCUCGGAGCGCAAGAACUUUAAACUGCAGGAGGAAAAAGUGAAAGCUGUUUUUGACAACCUGAUCCAGCUGGAGCACCUGAACAUUGUCAAAUUCCACAAGUACUGGGCUGACGUGAAGGAGAACAAGGCCAGAGUCAUCUUCAUCACAGAGUACAUGUCUUCUGGCAGCCUGAAGCAGUUUUUGAAGAAAACAAAGAAAAAUCACAAGACCAUGAAUGAGAAGGCCUGGAAACGCUGGUGCACCCAGAUCCUUUCUGCCCUCAGUUACCUUCAUUCCUGUGACCCUCCCAUCAUCCACGGUAACUUGACGUGCGACACGAUCUUUAUCCAGCAUAAUGGACUGAUCAAGAUUGGUUCAGUCUUUCACAGGAUUUUUGCUAACGUUGCUCCAGACACUAUCAAUAACCAUGUGAAGACCUGUCGCGAGGAGCAGAAGAACCUGCAUUUCUUUGCUCCGGAGUAUGGAGAGGUUGCACAUGUGACCACCGCUGUGGACAUCUACUCCUUUGGGAUGUGUGCGCUGGAGAUGGCAGUGCUGGAGAUCCAGGGGAACGGUGAGUCCUCCUACGUGGCCCAGGAUGCCAUCAAUAAUGCCAUCCAGCUGCUGGAGGACCCCUUGCAGCGGGAGUUCAUCCAGAAGUGCCUACAGACCCAGCCCAGCCAGCGACCCACCGCCCGAGAGCUCCUUUUCCACCAGGCCCUGUUUGAAGUACCCUCCCUCAAGCUCCUGGCUGCCCACUGCAUUGUGGGCCAUCAGCACAUGAUCCCCGAGAACGCGCUGGAAGAAAUGACCAAGAACCUCGACAUGAGUGCGGUGCUGGCAGAGAUCAGCCAUGCCGACCGCGAGGGCGUCCGCAUGAUCUUCUCUCAGUCCCCAGCGCUGGAACUGGACAAGUUCCUGGAGGAUGUCCGGAACGGCACCUUUCCCCUGCCAGCCCUUGGCCUGCCCCGCCCCCAGCAGCCCCAGCAGGAAGUGGUGAAGUCCCCCAUUGCGCCCCCUUCGGUCAAGACUCCAACGCCCGAGCCAGCCGAAGUGGAGACCCGCAAAGUGGUGCUGAUGCAGUGCAACAUUGAACCAGUGGAGGAAGGCGUCAGGCACCACUUGACUUUGCUGCUGAAACUGGAAGACAAACUGAACCGGCACCUGAGCUGUGACCUGCUGCCCAGUGACAACAUCCAGGAGCUGGCGGCUGAAUUGGUCCAGCUGGGAUUCAUCAGUGAGGCGGAUCAGGGCCGGUUGAGCUGUUUACUUGAAGACGCCUUCAGCAAGUUCCUCUACUCGCGGAACGGGGGGAUGGCGGCCGUCACAGUCUCCACCUAACGGCCCUCCCCUGCCACCAGCAGUGCCCCCGCCGGCAUGUCUCUGGUCUUUGCUGGGUCACCUGCAGACAAUCGGUGCCACUGUUUGGGGCAGAGGGGGGGCAUGGCUGGUGAGGGGAAGGGGCUGUGUGCCUUGUGUCAGUAUUACUAUUUCGCCGGCGGCCGGCAGCCCCAUCCCACCCCCGCAUGGAGUUUUCUUUUGCUUGAAUUGUACAGAAUUUUUGCACAGCACAGAGAGGUCUGUCUUGUUAUUUAAGGAAAAGGGAGGCCCAGAGGAGUUGGUUCCUGGCCCCCCCCCAGCCUCCCUCCCUCUGGCCCUUCUCACACUCACACUCGCACUCGCGCCUUUCUCUGCAGGCCAUGAGGCCCCUUUAUCCCCCCUGGGGGUGGGGGGGAAGGCAGGCCGGCAGAGCAACACCUGGGGGGGGGGGGUUUAGGGUCAGUGAGAUGUUCCUUCUGGUUGAAGGUCAAGAGGGGCAGAGCCGGUCAGUGAAAUGUGGCCCCUUCCCUCCCUUGGGCUGCUGGGUGCCUCCAUGUGUUGUUUCUGUUCCUAUUUUUAAUAAAUGGUUUUGUAAGUACAUGGCCAA
This is a messenger RNA of Sceloporus undulatus (fence lizard), 2415 nucleotides long. It is a transcript of the gene NRBP1, whose product is annotated as nuclear receptor binding protein 1. Gene Ontology annotation, cellular component: endomembrane system; cytoplasm. The coding region runs from base 96 to 1829 and encodes 577 amino acids. The record is from RefSeq and is a predicted model, not a curated record. Gene Ontology annotation, molecular function: protein kinase activity; ATP binding. The transcript is spliced from 18 exons. Lineage: Eukaryota; Metazoa; Chordata; Lepidosauria; Squamata; Phrynosomatidae. Gene Ontology annotation, biological process: intracellular signal transduction; endoplasmic reticulum to Golgi vesicle-mediated transport; protein phosphorylation.